This is a messenger RNA of Syngnathoides biaculeatus (alligator pipefish), 5458 nucleotides long. RefSeq names its product NADH:ubiquinone oxidoreductase subunit C1 (gene ndufc1). NCBI's taxonomy places the organism in Eukaryota, Metazoa, Chordata, Actinopteri, Syngnathiformes, Syngnathidae. The coding region runs from base 384 to 680 and encodes 98 amino acids. Gene Ontology annotation, cellular component: mitochondrion. The record is from RefSeq and is a predicted model, not a curated record. The transcript has 4 exons.
UUUUGCUAAUGUCUGUUACCAGAAGUAACGCUGCCUUCUUAACAAUGAAGUUGAAUUUUAACAACGAAGUUGAAUUUCAGACAGCGUAUUUAACUUAACAUUUAAAAUUUAAUAAAAUUUUCAACUUCAAUUUAAUAAUUAAUUCAAAUUCUCAGAUACAAGCAGCCGAAAUGAGUUUUUCCAGAGGGUGUCCGGGCUCUCCCUUAGUGAUGGUGUGCCAAUGACCAUGUUUUCAUUUGAGCCGCACUCCAGUCAAUAGGUGGCAGUAUUGUACAUGGACGCUUGUUCCAACCAGUGUACAUUUGAAACAAGACGAGGAAGAAGAGUGUUUAGUUUGCGCACUUUGCAGCGCUUUUUCGAAGGAGGACUUUUCAGAACAGAAAAUGAGUGUGACCAAUUUAUUUGCUCGAUCUUAUUUUUUCCACAGAGUUGGGACCAGAUCCAUGUUUACAAGCUCCAAAUAUGACACUAAUUCCCCCAACUGGUUACGAGUGGGUCUUGCCUUUGGAUCAUCUAUUUUCCUGUGGAGUCUGUUCCUCAAGCAGCACAGCACAGAUCUUCUUGAAUACAAACUAAGGAACCAGAUAAUAACCAAGCUUGAUGAUUCUCUCAGUGGACAUGCACCUGAGAUAAAAAUUUCAGACCCCUCCAUGAUUUCUAAGUGGGAGAACUUGCAAUAGAGCGGGUUGUUCAAAUACGGAUUUUCUUCACAGUAAGUGCCCAUAUAUAUAUCAACGAGGAAUGGUGCACAGACGUUAUAGAGCUCAGCACACACUGCAACAAUUUUCCUGAGCGAGAACCCAACUAUAAAAAAACAAGACUGAACUAAUCAUUUCUGAAGUUUCCAUCCCACUGCUCCUCCUCUGUGAAUUCUGUCACAUAGAGUAAAAGAUCAAGGACACUAGACUGCCCUUUUACUACAUAGUCCUGAGUCCCAUGAUGUGUGUAUGCGAGUUGGCCUAGUAGUCUGGGCUUCAUGUUCUGUCGGUCGGGUCUUCAGUAAAUACGGUUAGAAACAUAAUGUCGUCCACCUUGCAUAUGUAUGAGUAAGCUUUUUAUCCCUGAGCUCAUACAAGGAGCAGAGGGUUGUGUUAGGAAGGGCAUCUGGCAUAAAACUGCUAAACAAAUAUGAGCCCUCAUCUAAAGAAUAGCAUACCAGAUCGGUCAUGGCCCGGGUUAACAACGCCCACCCCGAGCACCGUUAACCUGCAGGGCGUCGAUGGAAAUUUAUCAACUGUGGGUUGAAGCAAAAGAGGAAGAGGAGGAAAGUGGAUUCCCAGAAGAAGACUGCACAGAGCCUGUGUGUGGGGACUUUGAAUGUUGGGACCAUGGUAGGAAAAGCUCAAGAGUUGGUUGACAUGAUUGUGAGGAGAAAUGUUAAUAUAUUAUACAUCCAAGAGAGCAGGUGGAAAAGUAGUAAGGCUAGAUGUUUAGGAGCAAGGUUUAAAUUAUUUUACCAUGGGAAGAGAAAUGCAGUGGGAGUUAUUUUAAAGAAAGCUGACUACGAAUGUCUUGGAGGUGAAAAGAGUAUCAGAUCAAAUGAUGAGGCUGAAAUUUAAAAUUGCAGAUGUAAUGCAUCAUGUGAUAAGCAGCUAUACCCUGCAGGUAGGAUGUGACCUAGAGUUAAAAGAAAAAUUCUGGAAGGAACUCGAUGAAAUGGUUCUGAGCAUCCCAGACAGAAAGAGAGUUGUGAUUGGUGCAGGUUGCAAUGAACAUGUCGGUGAAGUAAACAGGGGUAACGAAGAAGUGGUUGGUGAGUACGGUAUCCAGGAAAACAACUUUGAGGGAAAGAUGGUGGUGGACUUUUCAAAAGUCUGGAAAUGGCAGUAGUGAACAUUUUUUUCCAGAAGAGGCAGGAACAUAGAAUGGCCUACAAGAGCAGAGGUAAAAGCACGCAGGUGGAUUAUAUUUUGUGCAGACGAUGUAAUCUGAAGGAGGUGACUGAUUGUAAGGUAGAGGUAGGGGAGAGUGUAGCCCGACAGCAUAGGAUGGUUGUGUGGAGGAUGACUGGUGGUGGUAAACAAGAUUAAGAACACAAAGGUAAAGCAGAGAUCCAUGUGGCGGAAGCUGAGAAAGGAAGAAUGUUGUGCGGCCUUUCAGAAUGACACUGCCUCCAGCAGCCCCAAGUUAAAUUGAGUUUGAGACCCCUGCUCUUGAUGGACAGGAGGAGCUCCUGGAAGACUGGAGUACUGCAGCCAAGGUGACCAGAGAGAUAGGGAGGAGAGUAGUUGGUGUGUCUUCUAGUAGGAAAGGGAAGGACACUUGGUGGUGAAACCCCAACAUACAGGAAGUCAUACAAGGAAAGAGAUUAGCGGAGAAAUUCUCCAAGAGGACUGAGGAGCGGCGAAAGGAAUACAUUGAGAUGAGACGUAGGGAAAAGCUGUAGAGGUGACGAAGUCUAAACAAGAGGCAUAUAAUGACAUGUACACCAGGUUGGACACAAAAGAACGAGAAAAUGAUCUCGACAGGUAGGCCAGACAGAGUGAUAGAGAUGGCAAUGAUGUGCAGCAGCUCAGGGUGACGAAGGAUAGAGAUGGAAAUGUGUUGACUGGUGCCAGUAGUGUGCCAAAUAGAUGGAAAGCAUACUUUGAGAAGUUGGUGAUUGAAGAAAAUUAGAGAAAAGGAAGAGUGAAGAGGCAAGCGUGAUAGACCAGGAAGUGGCAAUUAUUUGUUAGGGUGAAGUUAGAAAGGCAAUAAAGAAUAGAAGAAAAGAAUAAUGAAACGGCAGCUGGUUCUGAUGACAUAGUGGUGGAGGUAUGGAAGCAAUUUGGAGAAGUGGCUGUGGAGUUUUUGACCAACUUAAUCAACAGCUUACUAGUGGGUGAGAGGAUGGAUGAAGAAUGGAGGAAAGGUGUGCUGGUUCCCAUUUUUAAAAACAAAGGCAAUUUGCAGAGCUGUGGGAAAUAUAGAGGAAUAAAGUUGAUGAGCCACACAAUGAAGUUAUGGGAAAGAGUAGUGGAAGCUACACUCAGGACAGAAGUGUCUGCGAGCAAUAGUGUCGUUUCAUGCCCAGAAAGAUGCAUUAUUUCCCUUGAGAAUCCUUGUGCAAAACCACAGAGAACGUCAGAAGCUGCUACAUUGUGUCUUUGUGGAUGUAGAGAAAGCAUAUGGCAGCGUAUCAAAAGAGGAACUGUGGUACUGCAUGCUUAAGGCUGGUGCAACGGAGAAAUAUGUUAGAAUUGUACAGGACAUGUACAAGGGCAGCAGGAGGUGAGUGCCGUAGGUGUGGCAGAAGAAUUUGAGGUGGAACUGCAUCAGGAAUCAGCUCUGACCUCCUUCCAGUUUGCUGUUGUCAUGAAUAGGUUGGCAUAUUUGGUUAGACUGAAAUCCCCUUUGACCAUGAUGUUCGCAGAGGAUAUUGUGAUCUGCAGUGAAAGCAAGGAGGAGGUGGAGCAACAAUUAGAAAGAUGGAGGCAUGCACUGUAAAGGUGAGGAAUGAAGAUUAGCCAAAGUAAAACAGAAUAUAUGUGUGUGAAUGAAAGGGGAAGAGUGAGACUCAUGGGAGAAAACAUAGCGAGGGUGGACAGCUUCAAAUACUUGGGUUUAACAAUCCAGGGAAAUGAUGAGUUUGCUCAGGAAGUGAAGAAACGGGUCCAAGUACAUUAGAAAAGCUGGCGUAAGGUCUCUGGUGUGUUAUGUGACACAAGAGUCUGCUAGGAUGCAGGGCAACAUUUAUAAAACAGUGGUGAGGCUGGCCAUGAUGUCCGGAUUAGAGACGGUGGCACUGAAGAGACAGGAAGAAGAAUUGGAGGUUGCAGAAAUGAAGAUGUUGAGAUUCUCUCUGAGUGAACAGGUGAGAUGAGAUUAGAAAUGUUGCUCAUUAGAGGGACAGCUAUAGUCAUAUGUUUUGGAGACAAGGAUCGAGAGAGGAGACUUCAAUGGUUUGGACAUGUCCAGAGGCGAGAGGGUGAGUACCGUAAUUCCUGGCCUACAGAGUGCACCUGGUUAUAAGCGUCGGUACACAGAGUUUAAUGCUAUCACCUCAUAAACUGCAGGUCUGAAAGCUCAAUGUGUGGGUGUAUCUGUAUCUUAUUUUGAAGACUUGUUUACCCAUUCGUGGGCAGUGUCCCAUUUUUGGGACAUCAUGAUUUUUAUGCAUUAUAUCCUUCAUUCAGUAUAUCAAAGUAUUUAAGUGUUUUAAUCUGAUUCUGGUUUUUGGGACGAUCUACUAAGAAAACCCAAGUACCCUCUCGGGGGCAGCAUCCCAUUUUUGGGACGAGAUUAUAAUUUAGUAAAGUUAUAUAACUUAACCAUUAAUGAAAGGUAAGUGUAAUUUCCUUGAUUGUGACCUCUGAGGAGACUUUUAUCUCAAUAAGGCAAAAAUUUGCCACCCUGCCCAUGAAUGGAUUAAACGUUACUCUUCCGACCAGUUAAGAGAGUGGUCGCAAACAGAGGGAAAUGUUUCAAACUGACAAAUUCAUUUCAGCUUUUGAAAAAUCACAUUCAUAGUGUUUAAUAAAAAAAAAAAGUUGAACUGUUGUGGAGGUGUAUUUAGAUAAAAGACAAAUUUGGAAUGGCUGGUUCUUGUUCAUUUUUCCAUGUGUAUUUUUUGUUCAUUUUAUUUAUUUCAUGAUUAUUCUUAAUUUAUUAUUCAUUAUCAUGUUUAUUGUAUUCAAUAUUCAAUACGAACAAUUUUCAAAACAAACUACUCCCGCGACCCUUGAGAGGAUAAGCGGCUUAGAAGAUGAUGGAUGGAAGGAUGGAUGGCUCGAUCCAGUUCUUCCAAGAGAGCACACACUAUAGCCUCUAGUGAGCCAUAUAACAAUACUUGUCUCACCCAAAUGAGGUCUUUUGCUCCAGAUGCUUAUAUUUGGUGCUUUGUGUUGUUCAUGUUUAAUGGAUUCAGGGUUAAGUGACUUUAUUAGGAGAUCAAUUUCUUCUGCUACUUUAAGAUCAAGAAUCUCAAUUGCGUUGAGAAAGAACGCUCUCCAAGACAAGUAGUUGCAGUGGUUUGUCAUCAAACUUGCCAAGCUCCGAUGUUAGUAACCGGCCCUUCACGAAAUUCCUGCAAGCUCAUUCCUGUCACCAAAACUAUUUUGAAAUGGAUGGUUGUACUGAGAAUAUAGCCCAAUGCUAAAGGUGACUCUUGUACUGCAAGUAAUUUACGUUCACUGCCUGUGACUGUUCUCUGUCAGGUAAAACAUAUUUGGGUUUAAUACUCCUGUCUUCUGGCCGGUUUGGGGGGCUGAAUCGUCCUUUUGUACUCUGAGCAAAGCUCUUUGUGCCAUUUGAAGCUUUUUGGGUCAGAUUGAAUGUAUGCUUCUGGAAGGAUUCCUGAACCUUGACCAUCAGCUUUGUCCAAACUUGCAAUAACUGACUCCAUAACUGCUGCUGCAGCUUCAGCUUCACCCUCCUUAGCUAACACCAAGAUCUACUUCUAAUUUGGCCUUUUCCAAUUUAAUCUCAAUUUUUCUGUUUGCAAAUUCAGCUCUUUUUAAAGCUCCUUCUGCUUUGGCUC